Saccharomyces mikatae IFO 1815 is the source of this 741-nucleotide messenger RNA. It is a transcript of the gene NNR1, whose product is annotated as NADHX epimerase. The record is from RefSeq and is a predicted model, not a curated record. NCBI's taxonomy places the organism in Eukaryota, Fungi, Ascomycota, Saccharomycetes, Saccharomycetales, Saccharomycetaceae. Bases 1 to 741 code for a protein of 246 amino acids. Gene Ontology annotation, cellular component: mitochondrion. The transcript has a single exon. Gene Ontology annotation, molecular function: NAD(P)HX epimerase activity.
AUGUCUGCGUUGAAAGUUGUUUCAUCAAAGCUUGCUGCUGAAAUUGACAAAGAAUUGAUGGGUCCUCAAAUCGGAUUCACUUUACAACAGCUUAUGGAAUUAGCUGGGUUUAGUGUCGCACAGGCUGUAUGUCGGCAGUUUCCCCUGAGCGGAAAGACUGAAACGGAAAGGGGGAAGCAUGUAUUUGUUAUAGCCGGCCCAGGUAACAAUGGUGGAGAUGGCCUUGUGUGCGCAAGACAUCUAAAACUUUUUGGUUACAACCCUAUUGUUUAUUACCCCAAGAGGAGCGAGCGCACUGAGUUCUACAAACAACUAGUCCACCAGUUGAAUUUCUUCAAAGUUCCAAUACUAUCUCAGGAUGAGGAAAACUGGCUGGAAUAUUUGAAGCCAGAAAAGACUUUGUGUAUUGUGGAUGCUAUAUUUGGCUUUAGUUUCAAACCCCCCAUGAGAGAACCAUUCAAGAGCAUUGUCGAAGAACUAUGCAAACUACAAGAUCGUAUCCCAAUCGUUUCAGUGGACGUCCCCACAGGCUGGGACGUUGACAAAGGUCCUAUCUCACAGCCCUCAAUCAACCCUGCCGUACUUGUUUCUCUAACCGUGCCUAAACCGUGCAGCAACCAUAUUAGAGAAAACUUUACAACUCAUUAUGUUGGGGGAAGAUUCAUUCCUCGAGAUUUCGCUAAUAAAUACGGCUUUGAGCCAUUUGGAUAUGAAUCCACAGACCAAAUAUUAAAAUUGUGA